Molecule: messenger RNA, 615 nt
Organism: Teleopsis dalmanni
Lineage: Eukaryota; Metazoa; Arthropoda; Insecta; Diptera; Diopsidae
Product: mitochondrial import inner membrane translocase subunit Tim23-like
Exons: 1
Coding region: 1-615 (204 amino acids)
Biological process (GO): protein import into mitochondrial matrix
Cellular component (GO): TIM23 mitochondrial import inner membrane translocase complex; mitochondrial inner membrane
Molecular function (GO): transmembrane protein transporter activity
Source: RefSeq, a predicted model, not a curated record
AUGGCAAAAGAGUUCAUGGAUCAUUUUUUCGGAAAAACUCAAUUAAAUUUGGAUGAUAUACAACGCCAUAAAGCAAGUAAUCCACCAUCAUUGGCAGAUAUACCUAUGAAAAUAAGCGCUAAAUGGCCUGAUGCUAGUAUUAUAAAGGAAGAAAGGCAGGAAUUCGAAGUAAUCCCUACUCCACAAAUAAAACAGAUAGAACAUUCAUUAAACUUCUUAAUAGGCAGCACCUAUCUAAUGGGUGGUGCAGUUGGUGGUUUGACUGGUUUGUAUAAGGGCAUCCGCAAAAUUAACAAAAAUAACUAUACUUCCAAAAUUAAGACAACAAUAAUCCUAAAUCAUGUAUUAAAGGAAGGUUUCGUACAAUCAAACACAAUGGGUGUGAUAGGGUUGAUAUAUAGUGGUGUUUAUUUAUUAAUCGAAAACAUUCGCCCUGAUUGCGAUGAUGUCCUCAUUAACUUAAUAUCAGGUACAGCUACUGGACUACUAUACAAGUCAACAGCUGGUAUCAAGAAAUGUGUUCAAGGUGGAGUUUUUGGGAUGUGCACCUCUGUCAUAUAUAGCGUCUAUAAAAAUUUCAAGAAGACUGAAUCCAUUGAACAAGAAGGAACAUGA